UUGGCUGCUUCUGGCCAAUGCAGCAAUUGCAGGCAGCUUUUAGCAGCUUUUAGCAUUUAACACGCUUCACAACCGCGUUUCAGCUGUUUGUCAUUGUAAAGGAAGAAUAUGAAAACGCUCUAAAUGUGCGAAAGAAGACGCCGACACGUCCAGGGAGAUGGUUUCCACCGGCGUUGCCUCUGAAGAGGAGAAGCUCACGUAAAGAAACCCGGAAGUGCUGCUGAAGCUUCCAGCAGCCACGGACGCAAUGAGUGCCAAAUAUGGCCUAGUGAGCUACAACAGUUCACGGAAGCACAUCUCAAUCUCCAUGCCGUCGUCCACGGAGGUGAUGUCGCCCCACAUAAAGUCUGUGGAGGAGCUGAGGGUCCUAGGGAUCAACCUGAGCAACUUCAGUUCCCCCACACAGUUCUUGAUCUGCGUGGCCGGAGUCUUCGUCUUUUACCUCAUCUAUGGAUACCUGCAGGAGUUGAUAUUUUCCGUGGAAGGAUUCAAGCCUUUUGGUUGGUACCUCACCCUGGUCCAGUUUGGCUUCUACUCCAUGUUUGGACUGGUUGAGCUUCAGCUCACACAGGACAAACGCAGAAGAAUACCGGGAAAGACCUAUAUGAUCAUAGCAUUUCUUACAGUGGGCACUAUGGGCCUGUCCAAUACCUCUCUGGGCUACUUGAACUACCCUACACAGGUCAUCUUCAAGUGCUGCAAACUCAUCCCAGUCAUGAUUGGAGGAGUGUUUAUACAAGGUAAACGCUAUAAUCUGGCUGAUGUGUCUGCUGCUCUCUGCAUGAGUCUGGGCCUCAUCUGGUUCACGCUAGCCGACAGCAAAGUGGCCCCCAGCUUCAACGUCACAGGUGUUUUGCUCAUCUCCAUGGCGCUGUGUGCAGACGCUGCCAUUGGAAACGUGCAGGAGAAAGCUAUGAAACUCCACAAUGGCUCCAACUCUGAAAUGGUGCUGUACUCGUACUCCAUCGGUUUCGUCUACAUACUGACAGGCCUGCUCUGUGUGGGUGGACUGGGACCAGCAGUGGCAUUCUGCUCAGAACAUCCUGUGAAGACGUACGGUUACGCAUUCUUCUUCUCUCUUACGGGUUAUUUUGGUAUCUCCUUCGUGCUGGCCUUGAUCAAGCUCUUCGGUGCCCUGGUUGCAGUCACAGUGACCACCGGGAGAAAGGCCAUGACUAUCGUACUUUCCUUCAUGUUUUUCGCGAAACCUUUCACUUUUCAGUACAUCUGGGGCGGCCUUCUGGUGCUCUUCGGCAUCUUCUUGAAUAUUUACAGUAAAAACAAAGAGAAAAUGAAGCUCCCCUCCAUCAAGGACCUCAGGAGUUGGCUGCUGACGGGAAAGAAAGUCAGAUUUCUCGCACAAAACGUAUAGGAGGCACCCACGGGGCGUGUAGCCGAAGUCCUGCGCUGGCAGAUGUAGAGUUGGCCCGGCUGUCUCGGAGCGCUGAAGCCCGAACUACGAGCCUCACCACCACCAACAGUGAGCCAAGGAUGGGUAUACAGGGUUCGACCACCAAUCAGCCUGACAAACAGCUGACACCCGAUUAAACUGGGACGGGUGAUAGAGUCGCUGUAUCCCAUCUCUAUCUACCACUAGUGUAGAACUUUUACUCAAACUCUCUGCAGCAAACCGAAGGAACUGUUUUUUUACAAGGGGAUCAAUGCUAGUGGGCUCCUUUUUAAAGCGCUGCUUCAGAGCCCCACAGAAACAUUCCUACACAUGGAGGACAACACUGAGGACUUUUCUAAAAGGGAAGCCAGCGCCUUAGCUAACCAAAUCGCACAGUUUUGCACUGGAAAUGACUCGUACACUUAAACCCUCGAGUGGUUGUAAAAAAAAACUGAAACGUUGGAAGGAAAGAGUACAGAGCGACAUGCUAACCUGUCAUGACUGAAAUGAAUGUUUGCCGCCCCCACCCCCUCCGCCUAAAAGAAAAAAUACAUAUUGAUAAACGGGCAUAUCUGCCCCCGCAUGUGCCAGAACGACAGAACAAAACUUUGUUUUACAUAAUCACUGUCUUGAUGAAAGUGGCUUUUUUUCAUAGUUUAUUGGUCAUUUAUAUCAGACUGUGCCCCUAAUUCAUGAAAAACGUGUGUUCAUGUGGGGACAUUUUCGGGGGUGACAUUUGCUCCCGUGUACAUCAUUACAUGAACAAUGUCAACUGCCAUAAUUUGCUAACCAUGUGUUUGGGUGAAAGGGUACCACUCUUUUUACAUUAAAACAAACUGAGACGUUUAUCUUAAUGUCCAGUGUUUUCUAUGUGUGUGUGUGUAUGUGUGUGUGUCCCCCCCCCCUGCACCGCUUGAGAGAUGAGUUGAAAUGUUGCCAAACUGUGUGUGUGUGUGUGCGUGUGUUUAUCCAUCCAGUGGCCUUAGGCGUGUUUGAUUAGGAGUCCUGAAAAAAAGAUAGCACUGCUAGACAGAAAAUAAACAGCAGUCUUCACUGUG
Sebastes umbrosus (honeycomb rockfish) is the source of this 2448-nucleotide messenger RNA. It is a transcript of the gene slc35b3, whose product is annotated as solute carrier family 35 member B3. Gene Ontology annotation, cellular component: Golgi membrane; endoplasmic reticulum membrane. NCBI's taxonomy places the organism in Eukaryota, Metazoa, Chordata, Actinopteri, Perciformes, Sebastidae. The coding region runs from base 248 to 1372 and encodes 374 amino acids. Gene Ontology annotation, biological process: transmembrane transport. The record is from RefSeq and is a predicted model, not a curated record. The transcript is spliced from 10 exons. Gene Ontology annotation, molecular function: 3'-phosphoadenosine 5'-phosphosulfate transmembrane transporter activity.